ACUCUUCUCUCGGCCCGGAGACCUUUAUUUGUUGCUCUGUGUCUGAGCUGAGCGGGUCACACGGGACGUGUCCGGACAUUAUCCGACAUCUUUAGCUUUUAUAAAAGAGCGAGAAAGACUUUCAGUUUCCGGACCAGAAGACGGACGGACAGAAUACCUGCCUGCCACCGGAGAGGAUGAGGAAAACCUGGGAAGGGAUCCUGAAGGACGCGUCUGAUGGGGAGUGAAACCUGACGGGGAUGUAAACACGGACCAUCAACCUGUGACCAGGAGUGUUUCCCAUCGCCAUGAUGACGCCACGCGAGAGCUCCUGCCUCACUCACCUGCUCCUGCUCCUCCAUCUCCUCCUCCCUCUAACCCUGUCCCUCCUGCAACCUCCUCACCCCCCGCCGGUCCACGUCCCCAUGCUGGUCCCUCACAGGCCGACGCCGCUCACCCGCUCUCGCUUCAGCUCUCAGGCUCAGCUGGACUUUACCACUCACUGCAACUCCAGCUGCCUCCACAGAGGAGAGCAGGACGAGCAGCUGUCUGACAAACUGGCGUUCGAGACCCUGUACGCUGACGGCUCCCGCACGCUCACGACUGUGGAUGUGGAGGACAAGGAUGAUCUUGAGGAUGAUGCUCAACUCUUUGCCCACCCCUCACCUAGCAGAGGAUCCAGACUGAAGCCCAGGCACAAGCGUGUGAGGCGGCAGAUCUAUGGGGCCGAUGGUCGCUUUAACAUUCAGGGGGACAACUUCUUGUUGGAUUACCCUUUCUCCACAGCCGUGAGGAUCUCCACAGGCUGCACCGGCGUUCUUGUGUCUCAGCAGCACAUACUCACAGCGGCCCACUGCGUGCAUGAUGGGAAGGAUUAUGUGAAAGGGGCGAGGAAGCUGAGGGUGGGCUUCCUGAUCCCACCGUCUAUCAAUGGCACAAAAGCCGACCUCACUUCUGGCAAGAAGCCUCUGGUCCGCUGGGUGAGAGUGAAACGCACCCGUGUGCCAAAGGGCUGGAUCCAGGGCCCUCAGGAGGUCAGCAUGGACUUUGAUUACGCCCUGCUGGAGCUGCGCUGGCCUCACAGACGUCCCUUCAUGCGCCUCUCUGUGGCCCCCUCCUCUGAUGACCUGGCAGGGAAUCGCAUCCACUUCUCUGGCUUCGACAGCGACAGACCCGGGGAGCUGGUGUACAGAUUUUGUCCUGUGGAAGAAGAGUCCAGUGACUUGAUAUACCAGCACUGCGACGCCCGACCUGGAGCAAGUGGCUCUGGAGUGUAUGGAAGAGUUUGGGACAACAGCCUAGAGCGCUGGGAAAGGAAGGUGAUCGGCAUUUUCUCUGGACACCAGUGGCUCGAGAUAGACGGGGAGAACCGGGAUUACAAUGUGGCCGUGCGCAUCACUCCUCUAAAGUUUGCCCAAAUCUGUUACUGGGUACACGGGAACCGACUGGACUGCGUCCAGGACUAAGAAGUUGGUGGUUUUGAAAGUAAACCAUGAAAAACACAAGAAAGCACAAAGUGACUUUGACCUACUAGGUGAACUGUCAGAAAGAAAACAGGAUUAAAUCCUUACAUCAUCCUCCAGUGAUGCACCAAUGCAGCAGAUCCACGCUGUAACUUCUGAAUCGUCUUUCCCUUCAUUGAAGUUUUUCUCUCCUGUGUUUAAUUUACUCCCUGUAAUUUCUGGGCCUAUUAGACAAAUGUGCCUAUGAGAUCAUCACAGCGGCAUCUUUUAACAUGUGCCCAGAGUCAGUGUUUCCACAGUAUUGACAUAAGCCACUUUUUGUAAGAGAGGGAAAAAACACAGCGUGUGCAGUGUCUUUUAGUAACAGCACGUUAUUUUCCUACUGUGGAUGAUGAAAAUCUACUGAGGACAUGUCUCUGUUUUCAUCCUUGCUGUACUUUAUUGGGGGAAAUGGUUUGGUGUAACUCUGCAUUCUGAUACACAGCUAUAGAACUGACAACUUUAUUGAAACCACUGAUGCCUAAUAUUUCAGCCAUUUGCUCUUCUCGAUGUGAACUGGAGAGACAAAGAGUUAAUUUUAUUUUUGAGAAAAUGCUUGAUAUAUUUUAAUAAACAGAGAUCUAUAGUUGUCUGUGUCUUUGUCUAGUUUCAUGAGUGGUGUUGGGUUGUCCUCUAGUGGUAAGAAAAGGUACUGUAGCGUCAUUAGACCUGGACACGAAAAAUAUGCCUCAACUUGGUUUCAAUUAAAUUUGGAGCUGGAUUGAUUAUCAAAUCGAUGGGAAUUUAUUCUGCAACGUUUAAUCUUGAAACAGAAAAAGAACCUGGCUACAAAUGAACAGGUUUGAGAGCACACAGACCAUCUUUGGGCAUCAGGUUGGUAGUUGGAUAAAAUAAAACUCAUGUUUCAGCUUUGUAAACAUUUUAAAUAAUUUUAUUUUGAUUUAAAGAUCAAUUAAAUAUUUGAUACUGAACCUAACAAAUAUGUUGUAGCAACUUCAUUGGACGAGCAGCUUCUCUGACAUUAAAUCUUUUAUGCUAUGGGAUCUCAGCAUCGUUUUUAAAAUGUAAGACUAUACAAUGAUUACGUCAAAGUAACUAUGAUGCUACUAAAAGCGGAAACUAAUCUUAUGUGUAACAUCACCAAGCAUUGAAACAAGUUCAGAUUUGAUAAAGGUUUAAAACAUAAAAAGCAGAACAAGUCCGUAGUUUAGUGCUUUUUAUUAGAGAUAAGGAGACGAUACAAAACAUCCACCAUUCAAUAAUCAGGUUAAACUCUGACUGCUGGUCCUUCAUAUACACAUCGCUCCUCAUCAAACCUUCAUAACACCAAAGUUUUUAAAUCAAGGAGAUCCUGGUUUGAACACGAACAAGGAAUGUUGUAUGUUAACUACAUCAAAUGCCAUGAAUUUCUGACCCAGAACUGGAAAAUAAAAAGGAAUUGCUGAAGUUUUGGAAUUUGCCUGAUCAAAAAGUGAAAAACAAAACAAAAACGAUGGAGUAACAAAA
Molecule: messenger RNA, 2948 nt
Organism: Paralichthys olivaceus (Japanese flounder)
Lineage: Eukaryota; Metazoa; Chordata; Actinopteri; Pleuronectiformes; Paralichthyidae
Gene: prss23
Product: serine protease 23
Biological process (GO): proteolysis
Molecular function (GO): serine-type endopeptidase activity
Source: RefSeq, a predicted model, not a curated record